Molecule: messenger RNA, 3531 nt
Organism: Mytilus californianus (California mussel)
Lineage: Eukaryota; Metazoa; Mollusca; Bivalvia; Mytilida; Mytilidae
Product: stress-70 protein, mitochondrial-like
Exons: 17
Coding region: 57-2144 (695 amino acids)
Biological process (GO): cellular response to unfolded protein; protein refolding
Cellular component (GO): mitochondrion; cytoplasm
Molecular function (GO): ATP-dependent protein folding chaperone; misfolded protein binding; ATP binding
Source: RefSeq, a predicted model, not a curated record
CGUGCAGGACAAGGGCAAGGAGAAUCUUUGAAGAGAAGAAUAAUUUUAUAAAGAACAUGAUGCUGAAAUCAGUGCAGACAGUCAACUUUAUUAAAAGCAGUUGUUUUCAUUUUCAAAGGCACCACUUGUCAACAAUCAGACAGCAGAAUGCUUGUGGUAUAUUGAAGAAUCCCAACUCAAGGAGAUAUGCAACCGAUAAAGUUAAAGGCCAUGUCAUUGGAAUUGAUCUUGGUACAACAAAUUCGUGUGUUGCCAUUAUGGAAGGAAAGCAAGCCAAAGUUUUGGAAAAUGCUGAAGGUGCCAGAACUACCCCAUCAGUUGUAGCUUUUUCAAAAGAUGGGGAACGGAUAACAGGAAUGCCUGCUAAACGACAAGCAGUUACUAAUGCAGAAAAUACCUUAUCAGCAACAAAAAGAUUAAUUGGAAGAAGAUUUGAGGACCCAGAAGUACAAAAAGAUAUGAAAAAUGUUGCCUUCAAAAUAGUAAAAGCUACCAAUGGUGAUGCCUGGCUGGAAGCACAAGGGAAGAUGUAUUCACCCAGUCAGAUUGGUGCAUUUGUCCUUACUAAAAUGAGAGAAACUGCAGAAAAUUAUGUGGGACAGCCAGUUAAAAAUGCUGUUGUUACUGUUCCAGCUUAUUUCAAUGAUUCACAAAGACAGGCAACUAAAGAUGCUGGACAAAUUUCUGGUUUAAAUGUAUUACGUGUGAUAAAUGAACCUACAGCUGCAGCUUUAGCCUAUGGAAUGGACAAGUCGGAAGAUAAAUUGAUUGCUGUGUACGAUUUAGGAGGUGGUACUUUUGAUGUAUCUAUAUUAGAAAUCCAGAAAGGAGUAUUUGAAGUAAGGUCAACAAAUGGUGAUACAUUCCUUGGAGGUGAAGAUUUUGAUAAUGCUUUAGUCAACUUUCUUGUUAAAGAAUUCAAAAGAGACCAAGGAAUUGAUAUAACUAAAGACACCAUGGCCUUACAAAGACUAAGAGAAGCUGCUGAAAAAGCUAAAAUAGAAUUGUCUUCAUCAUUACAGACAGAAAUAAAUCUACCCUAUCUUACUAUGGAUGCAUCUGGACCAAAGCAUAUGAAUAUGAAAUUAUCUCGAUCACAGUUUGAAUCUAUUGUUAACGACCUUAUCAAAAGAACAGUUGGUCCAUGUCAGAAAGCCAUACAAGAUGCUGAUAUUAAGAAAAGUGAUAUUCAGGAAGUUAUCCUAGUUGGUGGUAUGACUAGAAUGCCAAAGGUACAGACAACAGUACAAGAAGUAUUUGGAAAAGGACCAAGUAAAUCAGUUAACCCUGAUGAAGCAGUAGCCAUUGGUGCAGCUAUUCAGGGAGGUGUAUUGGCUGGUGAUGUAACUGAUGUAUUAUUAUUAGAUGUAACACCAUUAUCUCUUGGUAUUGAAACAUUAGGUGGUGUUUUCACUAAACUUAUAAACAGAAAUACAACUAUACCAACCAAAAAAUCUCAAAUAUUUUCCACCGCUGCUGAUGGACAAACUCAAGUUGAAAUUAAAGUUCUGCAGGGUGAAAGAGAGAUGGCUUUAGAUAAUAAACUCUUGGGACAGUUUCAAUUGAUUGGUAUUCCUCCUGCACCUCGUGGUGUGCCACAGGUAGAAGUAACUUUUGAUAUUGAUGCUAAUGGUAUAGUCAAUGUUUCAGCUAGAGAUAAGGGAACUGGAAAAGAACAGCAAAUUGUUAUACAGUCGUCCGGAGGUUUAUCGAAAGAUGAAAUUGAAAAUAUGGUUAAGAAUGCAGAAAAAUAUGCAGCUGAAGAUGCAAGACGAAAGGAAAUUGUAGAGGCAGUAAAUUCAGCAGAAAGUAUUGUGCAUGAUACAGAGUCAAAGAUGACAGAAUUUAAAGAUCAGUUACCACAAGAAGAAUGUGAUAAACUUAGAGAAGAAAUAGCCAAAGUAAGAGAAGUUUUAGGAAAUAAAGAAAAUGAAUCACCAGAAAAUAUUAAAACAGCUACAUCAGAAUUACAACAAUCUUCACUUAAAUUAUUUGAGAUGGCUUACAAAAAGAUGGCUGCUGAAAGAGAUGGUUCACAAAAUGCAUCCUCAUCUUCAUCAUCAGAAUCCACAGACUCAUCGUCGUCAUCAUCAUCUUCUUCAGAAACAGACCAACAAGAACAGAAAAAAGAAGAGAAAAACUAAUAAUUUGUGAUAAAAACAUUUAACCAGUUGUGUGAAAUAGUCAAUCAAAUCUUUUUCUUGUUAGCAAUGCAGUAUAAUACUGAAAUAUCAUUAUUAAAUAGGAUGAUUAAAGAAGGAAACAGUUUACAGUUUUCAUAUAUACACGCCACUUUGAAUAUUUAGUGUUAUUUUAUUUUUAAGUAUUGGCUUAUAAUACAAGAAGUUUUCAUAAAAAAAAAAUCUAUUAUGAUAUCAAUUGUAGAGAAUAUUCCAUAUUCAGCAUUUUAUAUUGCAUUGCAAAAGAUUGAAAGAUUUUAGAAUAAGAAGAAUACAGGUGCUAUGUAAAGCUUUAUCUUAAUGGUUUACUUGAAUGUUCUCUACUGAAGGAGAAUUGAUAAAACCAUGUACAGAUUGUGAUAAUAGUACCUGUAUUUAUUGUUGUGUGAAAGUGAUAUUUAUGAACAAUAGUAAUCCUGUACUGGAACAUAGUUAACAUGUUGUACAAAAUUUUCAUCGAUUUACAUCUAGUUUCUAUUCAUAUUUAGUAUUAUUCAUUCGUCUGUUUUAUAACAGAUAACAUUGGGUACUUUUUUCUAUAAUUUCAUCAUGAAGCAUUAAUUAAUGUAUUUAAAGGAAAACUGUGGGUAAUAGCUGUUUACCAGUAAAAUAGAUAUUACCAACGUUUAUGAUAUUUUUGAUUAUUUUUAUGAAGUUAAGCAGUAUAAUUUGAAUUAAAAAUAUAUCCUGCAAGUAGAAAUAUAUAGUUAAUAAUCUUGAAAGAUAUUUUUAUGGUCAAUACCGGUUGAUAAAAAAUAUAUUCUAUUUGAUUUGUUGCAGUUCACUUGUGACUGGGUCUGUUUAAUAUUCAAUUGUGACUUGAAUGCAGUAACAGAUCCGAAAUGUAGAACUAAAAAUGACCAUUGUGUGAUUUUUAUUUUUUAGUUUUUUUGUUUGUUAAUUUUCAUACAAAACUUAAAGAUAGGCUGACAAACCUUCAACAUUUCAAAAACUGACCUUUCAAAAUUCAAGGUUUUAUUUGCUUCUGAAAUAUAAGUACGGGUAUGAAAGCAUAUAGACAUGAGGUGUUUAGUUUGAAACUGCUGCAUGAACUAGCAGAUAACAUAUAAGCUCUCAUGUGUAUGUGAAUUUUAUUAUUAGUUAUUAAUAGGAAAAUUAACUUUAGUUCGGAUCAAAUCCCAAAACACAAAAUUCCCUUAUAAAAAAAACCACCACAACUUAAAUUGUGUGCAUAAAAAAAAAAAAAAUCUUAAAUCAAAGCACUAUAUUCAUUGAAUUUAUAGAAGCUGUAUCAAUGAAUAGAUCAUGUUUCAUUAAAAUAUUUUGAAUUGUAAAUAAUGUUUUAAAGCUGUACAUUCAGAGAUAUAUAAUUAAAUGUCAUGUCAUUUAA